AUGUUAAAAGCUUGCCUAAGGAGCUUCUCUUCAUCUGUUCCAAAACUUUCGGCACACGGAGCAUGUGCUCGUAAAACAGUUCGGACCAUUCAAAACUUAUACGAGCAGAAAAUUCCUAUUUCGGUGGUAACCGCAUGGGAUGCAAUUACUGCAAAUAUAGCAGAUGAAGCACAAAUAGAUACAGUUCUCGUUGGAGAUUCUCUAGCAAUGGUAGCACUCGGCUACGAGGAUACAAAUGCUUUAGAAUUGGAAGACAUGGUGCACCAUGUCAGAGCAGUCAACAGGGGGAACAGGUCAUCCUUGCUAGUAGCAGACAUUCCAUUUGGAAGUUUCGAGGAAUCUGAGGCUCAAGCAGUUCGUUCAGCAAUCACUCUAGUGAAAAAGGGAAAGGCUCAGGCAGUGAAGAUCGAGGGAGGUGUGGAGAUGGCUCCCACCAUUAAAAAAAUUGUCCAAGCUGGAGUGCCUGUCAUGGGGCAUAUUGGUUUAGCUCCUCAAAAGCACAAUACUUUGGGCGGGUUCCGUCUACAAGGAAAUACUUUGCAAAGUGCCGUUAAGAUUGUCGAAGACUGUAAAGCUAUUGAAGAGGCAGGUGUUUUCGCUAUGGUGAUUGAGUGCGUUCCUAAUAAAUUGGCCAAGCUUGUGACGGACUCGGUGUCUGUUCCCACGAUCGGAAUUGGCGCAGGCAAUGCUGUCUCUGGUCAGGUUCUUGUCACCGCUGACAUCCUUGGUAUGGAAGACAAAAAGCCAGCAAAAUUUGUGAAACAGUAUAUGCAUUUCCAUGGACAAGCAAAAUUGGCCUUAGAAAACUACAAUGAUGAAGUGAAGAGUGGUGCGUACCCUGACCCUAAUCACCACGGCUAUAAAAUGAACUCAGAGGUUUUGAACAAAGUAAAGGAAUACUUGUCUCAGCAAGACAUUACGAACUCAGAAUAA
Molecule: messenger RNA, 933 nt
Organism: Australozyma saopauloensis
Lineage: Eukaryota; Fungi; Ascomycota; Pichiomycetes; Serinales; Metschnikowiaceae
Product: 3-methyl-2-oxobutanoate hydroxymethyltransferase
Exons: 1
Coding region: 1-933 (310 amino acids)
Biological process (GO): pantothenate biosynthetic process
Cellular component (GO): mitochondrion
Molecular function (GO): magnesium ion binding; 3-methyl-2-oxobutanoate hydroxymethyltransferase activity
Source: RefSeq, a predicted model, not a curated record